AGAACUGUUCUGGAACGGUUUGGUUCAUAAUCCUUGCAACCAUUUUGUCUACCUGGGUCAUAUUGUCAUUUCUGAAGAGUUUACUGUAACUUUCAUCCACGCAAAGUUAACAUUUUAUUGUGUUACAUUCAUAUCCAGUUUUGUCAGUAACAUGAAAUGAGGCAGAACUCUGUCACCAGCAGAUCUGAGUUUGACUCUUCGCAGGUUUUGCUGCCGCCAUUUCCCCCCUUGAAACUGUUUCUUUCUCCUAUUUGACUCGCGCCGCCGAAUCUCAGCCCGUCCAAUCAGAAAGCUCAGCUUCUGCUGCGUCAAGGGGUCUUUGCUACGCUAAGCCAAUAGAAUUCGAGCAUGACUCAGUUUGAGCGCUCAGUAGCGCCGCCAUAUUGUGAGGGUCAGAAUUGUCUGUAAGUGGUGAUUAAAUGGAAGAAACGAGCUUUCCGGGGGUUUAUGACCAUCUGUAAACCACUCCGCGUUUCUUACUAAAGGACGUAAAAUAACGGACAGCUGUUUGGACUAAUCAUAAUUGCUAUUGUGCGUCUCAUCGCUUUUUCUGGCGUUGUGGACUGGACUUUUGGCCGCAGCCUCUGGAAACCUCAAUCGUCUCCCAGGAUGGGCAGCGUUUUAGCCGCCAGCGCCGCCCCGGCGCCGCCGUUGCCGCCGGGCUUCGGGUUGCCUCCGCUCCCUCCUCCUGCGACCGGAUCCGGACCGCAGCGGGAGGCGAAGAACGUUCUGCCCAACCCCGGAGCGUUUGAGCAGUGCCAUCAGAAAUGUAAAGGUAACGGAAGCGGCGCGUCUGAAGGCGCUGCGCUGCGGCUGGAGGUAACCGGAAGCUUCUCCUCCUCAGAGGUUUUCCCGACGCAGGUGAACGGAGUCCGACUCGUCCUGAACAAGGCGCUGAGCAAACACUUCCAGGUGAAUCAUUCUCUGCAGCUCAGCUCCACAGAAGACUCCGGCUACAGGUUCGGAACGGUGUUCGUCGGAUCCGGUCAGGCCGGUCCUGCUGAGUUCUACCCAGUCCUGGUGGGCGACGUGGACAGCAGCGGCAGCCUGAACGCCCAGGUCAUCCAUCGGGUCACCGACAGGAUCCGGUCCAAAGUGGUUUUCCAGACCCACCAGCAGACGUUCGUGACCUGGAAGGCCGACACCGAGUUCAGGGGCGAGGAUUUCACGGCGGCGGUAGCCUUCACCAACCCAGACGUCCUCGACGAUUCUGGGAUGGUCAUCACACACUACCUGCAGUCCGUAACUCCGGCUCUGGCUAUGGGAGGACAUCUAGUGUAUCGGCGUCGCCCCGGAGACGAGGCGUCCUUUCUGUCGCUAGUGGGCAGGUACACAGGAAGUAACUUUGUCGGCGCGCUGACCCUCGGCUGGGCCAGCGUUCAAGCGUCGUACUACCACAGAGCCAGCGACAAGCUGCAGCUCGGCGUGGAGCUGGAGACCGGCGCCUUUCUGGAGGACAGCAGCGUGACGUUCGGCUACCAGCUGGAUGUUCCUGAAGCUAACCUGCAGUUCAAAGGUGUGAUCAACAGCAACUGGGUCGUCGGAGCGACGCUGGAGAAGAAGCUCCUCCCACUUCCUCUCUCCCUGGUGCUCUGCUCCUUCCUGAACCACCAGAAGAACAAAUUCCACUGCGGCUUCGGCGUCGUGAUCGGCUAGCGUCUCCUCUGGCGCCCCCUACCCGUCCGCCUGAUUACUGCAUCCAGCUGUUAGUGUUCAGGAUCAAAUUUAGCUUUAAGCAGAAGGUCAAAGUUCAGCAGAGACUUCCUGUUCUGAGUCUUAGUCCUGGUUUUUGGUUGUUUUUAAUGGAAGCCUUCUUUUGUUAUUAAGUAAAUAUUAAUCCAUCUGGUUCAUCCACAAAGCUGUAGGAUCAGCCGUUUGGAAAGUUACACUGUAAAAAAUUAGCAGCAAUAUUUUGGGUUAUUUAAUCAUAAGAGGAAAAACUGUGUGUUCAUUUUCCAGAGUCAGAUUUUCUCCAUGUUAUUUAUACAUUAGAAAUGUUACAGUUCCAAACUAAAUAUGUAGUUAGGAAGCUAAAUAUCUGAUUUGCAAACUGAAUAUUUAGUUUAAGAUUAUUCAGCUUCAAAUGAUUUAUUCUCCAUAUGAAAUAUUUAGCUUGGACCUAAAUAUUUAGUUCACAAAGUAAACUAAAUAGCUUAAGUAGCAGCUAUUUAAGCUAACAGGCUAACUAAGUAUUUAGCUUGCUAGCCAAAUAUUUGGUUACCACACUAAAUAUUUAGUUUGUGAACUACAUUUUAAACAUGAACCUAAACAUAUAGCUUGGUAGCUAAACCUACCUAUAUAGCUUGCUAUAAAUAUAUAGCAAGCUAUAUAUUUAUAAUACCCUAAUUUCUAGCAAGCUAUAUAUUUAGCUUGCUAGCCAGAUAUUUAGUUAGCAUGUUAAAUAUUGAGUUUGCAAACUUAAUAUUUAGCUUCCCUAACUGAAUAUUUAACUUAUCUAAAUAUUUAGCUAGCAAGUUGAUUAUUAGUUGAUAGAUUAGUUUGCAGGCUAAUGCUUCUGCUAACUCAUCUUUCUAACAGGUGUUGAUAAAUGAGCGGCUGAAUAAACCAAAACUUUGCUGUUUGUUCUCCGUCCUGAUCGGUUCUGUUGCCUUUUUAUUGCUGGUUCUGUUUAAACUGGAACAGAUGAGAUAGAAAAACCGUAAAAUAAAAUGUCUUAUAAACAA
Xiphophorus couchianus (Monterrey platyfish) is the source of this 2684-nucleotide messenger RNA. It is a transcript of the gene tomm40l, whose product is annotated as translocase of outer mitochondrial membrane 40 homolog, like. Gene Ontology annotation, molecular function: transmembrane protein transporter activity. The coding region runs from base 610 to 1656 and encodes 348 amino acids. Gene Ontology annotation, biological process: protein import into mitochondrial matrix. The record is from RefSeq and is a predicted model, not a curated record. Gene Ontology annotation, cellular component: mitochondrial outer membrane. NCBI's taxonomy places the organism in Eukaryota, Metazoa, Chordata, Actinopteri, Cyprinodontiformes, Poeciliidae. The transcript has 9 exons.